This is a messenger RNA of Maylandia zebra (zebra mbuna), 5502 nucleotides long. It is a transcript of the gene usp53a, whose product is annotated as ubiquitin specific peptidase 53a. The record is from RefSeq and is a predicted model, not a curated record. NCBI's taxonomy places the organism in Eukaryota, Metazoa, Chordata, Actinopteri, Cichliformes, Cichlidae. Gene Ontology annotation, biological process: protein deubiquitination; sensory perception of sound; response to auditory stimulus. Gene Ontology annotation, molecular function: cysteine-type deubiquitinase activity. Gene Ontology annotation, cellular component: cell-cell junction.
CGGUGUACAGUAGCAUGGCAGACUGCAGUAAAUACAGUGUUGAAGAGGCGGGGUUUGACAUCUCCGCUCUGAAAACAUCUCUAAUCCAGUAUUUCAGGUGGCCAAGUCGACCGAGCGAACCAUUGCUCACUACCGCCGCGCUUCAGAGAACUGCAGCACAAACGCACGCCUCCUCCAGCCGGAGUGUACCGCGAGUGGACAGACGGGGCUGGUGUGUAUCCGAAGUGGAAACUCGCCGUAGGAGAAGAAAACAGAGAAAAAGCCGGAGAGGGAGAGAGAAGUUUAAGCGACGCGAGGCAACACUUUACUUGUCUGGGCGGUGUUUUAGUUCCCAGCGUCUCCCCGUUUGAAGAACAUAGUAAGCAGAGACUCAUUCGGCUUUUCGGCGAAACUCAACCAAAAGAAAAAAAUUACUUCCAACUCUUGUUCAGCGAACUCUAAAAAGGAUAUUGCGGCACUUUUUGUUGUCAUUAUUCAGCCACAGCCCGGUCGUGUUUGCUGUCUAACCUUUCGACGUGUGAACUUCUGAGCGGGAACAAGGGAAGAGUCGCCAGGACCAUGUGGCAGGAUUUUCUUAUAGGUGUCAACAAUUUGUUCUGAAGCUGUUAUGAAGUUUUGACCACAAACAGCACAAGAUGUUUGAAAUGCGUCCCUUCGUGUUGAGAAUGCAUCAUAUUAGAUCACUGGUUAACAAAGGCCGGCCAAAAAGAAGAGUUGGAUUGUAAUUUUUUUUUUUGUGUGUAUGUGUGCGUUUGUGCGCACAUGUGUGUUUAUUUUUCAAUUUUUAAUACAGAAGAUUUUUAAGUAAUUGGCACGAUAUAAGGACCUUUUCCUUGAGCUGCAGACAUAGACUGGACUCCCAUGUAUAGCAGAGCAGCCGCUGCAGCUUGUGGAAUAACUUAGCUUCAGACUGUUGGACAGCUGCUUCUUCAGGGCUCCGGGGAUCUGAUCUAAGCAUCCACCCACCGUGUCAUCUGACUAUUUCACCUGUACUAAGGCAACCCUACUAACCAAUGGCAUGGGUCAAGUUCUUCAGGAAGCCAGGGGGCAAUCUGGGGAAAUCCUACCAGCCGGGGAGCAUGCUGUCUCUGGCCCCCACCAAAGGACUGCUCAACGAGCCUGGCCAGAACAGCUGUUUCCUCAACAGUGCUGUGCAGGUACUAUGGCAUCUGGACAUCUUCAGACGCAGCUUGAGGCAGCUGCCUGGACACUUCUGUCUGGGAGAGUCGUGCAUUUUUUGUGCAUUAAAGGGUAUUUUCACCCAGUUCCAGCACAGUCGGGAGCGAGCCCUGCCCUCUGACAACCUGCGUCACGCCUUGGCGGAGACCUUUAAGGACGAGCAGCGCUUCCAGCUGGGCUUCAUGGAUGAUGCCGCAGAGUGCUUUGAAAACAUACUGGAGAGGAUCCACCUGCACAUUGUGCCUGAGGAGACAGAUGCCUGCACUUCAAACUCUUGCAUCACACAUCAGAAGUUCGCCAUGUCACUUUAUGAACAGUGUGUGUGCCGUAGCUGUGGGGCAUCUUCUGACCCACUGCCGUUUACAGAGCUGGUGCAUUAUGUCUCCACCACCGCACUCUGUCAACAGACGCCUCAGCGGAGAGAUGAGUCUUUUGGGGACGUGUUAAAAGCAGCGAGUACGAUCGGGGACCUUCGUAACUGUCCAAGCAACUGUGGCCAGAAGAUCAGGAUCAGACGAGUCCUCAUGAACUCCCCAGAAAUUGUCACCAUAGGCUUUGUGUGGGACUCCGACCAGUCGGACCUCACUGAGGAUGUUAUCCGCUCACUAGGGCCUGUUCUCAAUCUUUCCUCGCUCUUCUACAGGGUGACAGAUGAGCAUGCCAAAAAGGGAGAGCUGAUGCUCGUGGGAAUGAUCUGCUACUCCAGCCGUCACUACUGUGCCUUCACCUUCCACACCAAAUCUGCCAAAUGGGUCUUCUUUGAUGACGCAACAGUCAAAGAGAUCGGCUCCCGGUGGAAAGAUGUCGUCAGUAAAUGUAUCAAAGGUCACUUCCAGCCUCUUCUUCUUUUUUAUGCCAAUCAAAAUGGGAGCGCUAUCGCCACAGAAGAUGCCUCAAAACAAAACAGCAGCCAGUCCCACAGCAAGAACCCCGUUAAUGGAGAAGCGCAAGUCACUGAGUCCCAAGUUUCAGUCUCCCCCAGAAAACUGGACCUCACCAGAGAGAACCUGAAUGCUCUGCUGGGCCAGGAUCUUUUCAAGAAAACCCCUUCAAUCCUCAGCAGGGGCAGCACUCAGACCAGUGGAGGACGGGGAACAGUGAAAAGCAAUCACAAGAGCCGCCUUAGGGAGAUUUCUCGUGAAGUUGCCCAGAAAGCAGGAGAGAUGCGUAGGGCGCAUUCACCCCGAAGAGAGCCUGAUAGGACUGGUCAACACAGGGUGGAGUCACGCUACAGAGACCCAGCUCACGACAGGACCUACUCCCGCUCAGCUUCACCUCCAGAGAAUGGCUUCAAGCAGUACCUGGAGACUCGACUGUACAGCAGCCAAGGAAAAGGUCCCACUCGGACUGAGCGAACACCGCAGCUUGGGGGCCGGUCUUCCAAUGAAAAUUCUCGUUUAAGGCACCAAGUGCUACCUGAUGUGCCCAUUGUAACUAGUCGUCAUAACAGGCGGAGACUAGAUCAGAUCUCAAAUGGAUACGAUACAGACAGCAGCCAAGACUCCAGAGGGCUUUCUGGAAAUAUAGAGAACGGCCGCAGCAGGCCCGGUCGAGCUUGGAAGCCAAUACGGGAAGCGCUAAAUGUAGACAGCGUAUUAAGUAGCGGGAAUGUAAGUCACGAACGAAGGCAGCACAGCCCCCAGACGAGACCCAAUAGUCAGUCCCCCUCACGUGAUCGAGAUUAUCUGUGGGGAGGCCGGGAAGAACGUAAGCCAAAGAGCCUGAUGACCAUCUACGAGGACGAGCAGAAGCACGAAAUAGGUGGCAGCCGAAGCUCUCUGGACUCGGACAGCCGCGGGGGCCACACUGACAAAGACAGAGCAAAGGGCUCAGCAACUCUUAAAGUGCGCAGUGACAACUGGAAGAUUCAGAGAACUGAAUCUGGAUAUGAGAGCAGUGAUAGACUGAGCAAUGGCUCAGCUAAUCUCGACUCGCCCGUUGUAGAGAACAUUUCUUCCAAGGACCUCCGGCCCAUACCUGAGCUGCAUCUGAUGAGGGAUAACUUUCCUCAGAGAAGAAGUGAUGAAUUGAAGAGUGACGUGCUGUACUCUACAAUUUCCAUUAAUGAACCAGGGAGAAAAUCUCCUGAACUCCAAGAGUCCAACAUGUUGUCUGAUCAGCUGUUACAAAGCAGAAGAAGAGCCCUCCGGUACACACCCGGGAUCUUGGAAAAGAACAAUGGCCUGGACGACGAGCGAGAGAAGAAUGUGGACAGCAGCCCUGUGCCUCCCUACUUAGCAAAGACCAGCAGCUCUGAGUGGAACAGCUCAGAUGACCUUGUUGGACAGUUUUCGGAGCAAGAAGAGAAUGGCUCUGGCCCUGCAGACUCUCUGUCUCACAGCUUUCCUCUACCUUUACCUCUCAAGACUUUUGGCAACAGUCGCACAGACCCAUCUGGCAUCCACUCCUUACCACCAGAGGUGCCAGAGUGGUUUAGCUCCCGAAGCGAACCUAAAAAUGGCUCGUCUCCCCACUCACACACAAGCCUCCGGCGGUGGAUCGAGACGCCUGCCGAGCACAGGCUUUCAUCAGAUGCCAGCUCCAAGUCGGGGUCGUCAGACCAGGAGAGGAACGAUCUGUCGGCCAGCGAGAGCGACGAGAGGUUACCCAGUCCAAAGUCCAGACACGAUGAUGGUACAGACUCUCAAACUCUGACAGAUCGAGUUCUUCCCACCACUUACUUUUCAGUGGAUAACUGUAUGACAGAUACUUACCGGGCCAAAUACCACAAGAGGCCUGCCGUGUACGUGAGAGCACAGGACCAUACGUCAUCAGGGGAGAGCGAUGUCGAAGGGAGGGGGCACCCUUUGACAGAUGUUCAAACACUAGAACCUUCCAAAAGCAGAACAGAAUCAGGCAUUUCCACUCCUAAGACUUUUGCGAAGUGGAAUCCAGUUACUCCGAAGGGUCUUGAUGAGCAUGGUUUCCUAUGAUUUUUAUGGACUGAAUGAUUCUGAUGGCUGGAUGCCAACAGGAAUUGUUAAGCACUGCGACUGCUACAGAUUGACUCGUAUGUGGAGAGGUAUUUUCUCUUGUACUUGUCAUAACAGCUAGUUGGACAUGAAACUGGAUGCCAAAGAGAUUGUACUAAAAAAAAAAAAUGUCAGGUGUCUUUAAUUAGCUUUCUAGCUACUAAAAAGCUUUGAACAGUGAAUUUGCACAGCAGAAAGGUACAAACAGAAUUAUGCCUAAAAAUAUUUUGCUGGAUUUGUGGACGCAGAGGGGUUGGGAAGGUAAAGAAUGUGUCACGUAAAACCAACUUACUAAACAGCAGAUGAAGUGAUUUCUUUCUUUGUUUAUGCCUCCUAGUCGCACUCUUCCUGCACAUCCUGUGGAAUGCCCUUAUUUGUUUAACUAUUCUCUUUUCAGUGUUAUGACUGAGGUGUCUGCCCCAAUUCUGUCAGUUAUACCUGCCUGUCAGGGGGUUUUAGAAGGAAAGGUUCCAGUUGUGGUCAGAAAUCUCUAGAUAUGCUUUUGGCACGACUUAAAAAAUGGAUCCCAAGGAUCUGUAUGAAUGUGAAUCUCCACGACAUCCACAUUAGGUUUUAGCUGAUGAGACAUCUUUGCACAAUCCGUAAAGCCAACAGACUCGGGUCCUUGUUUGCGCGUGAACUUGUGCAAAUAACCAGCGUUGGACUUUCUUCCUUCUCUGCCUCUGUCAGACACUCGUGAGAGGUUUGGUAUAUCAAAAUAACUGUUCAAGAGUGAGGGAGGGGUGUUGGAGUGGGUUUAAAAGGUGAUGGGUCAAUGUGUUAAAUUGAUUGCCUGUUGGUAGAAGCCUGCGUCAGAUCCUUACUCCUCAUUGACACCUGCACAUAUCCCAUCAUCUUUACGGAAUUUUCUUUUCCUUAAAAAAAAAAAAUAUAUAUAUGUAUGUCUUUGCACUGUUUUCCUUGUUUAUUUUUUUCUUUUCACACUCCUUGGUUCUGUUAUUUUUCUCUUUAGAAGAAUAAUUUCUUUGGAUUUUGGUCACUUGAUUCUUCGAUAGCUUCUGUGAGCAGCACGUCUGCACUUGGAGGACACGAGAUGAUUUAAUUGUGUCAUCUGGUGAUCAGAUAUGGCGUUUGCUUUUUUUUUUUUUUUAUGAAGGGAGUUACUAAUAAUGUGUUGUGACUUUCACUGGUUUACUGUUUUUGGUUCAGAUGUUUUUUAUAUAUAUAUAUAUUCAGCAGACUAAUACGCAGUGCCUUUUGUAUUUUUCUGUGUUGAGGCGAGAUUAAAUCGAAGCCAUGGUUUGUACAAUUUGAUUUUAAAGAAUUUUUGUAGCGUUUUAAUUUUAUUUUUAUUGAACAGUUGUCAAAUAAACAGCUCUACUUAACCAUA